This is a messenger RNA of Acanthopagrus latus (yellowfin seabream), 10343 nucleotides long. RefSeq names its product protein tyrosine phosphatase receptor type b (gene ptprb). The record is from RefSeq and is a predicted model, not a curated record. The transcript is spliced from 41 exons. The coding region runs from base 3157 to 9156 and encodes 1999 amino acids. NCBI's taxonomy places the organism in Eukaryota, Metazoa, Chordata, Actinopteri, Spariformes, Sparidae. Gene Ontology annotation, biological process: protein dephosphorylation; angiogenesis. Gene Ontology annotation, molecular function: cadherin binding; protein tyrosine phosphatase activity.
GCUCGCACCACCUCAGGAGGCGUCAACCUGAACCAGGAAGUGUGCUGACAUAGUGAGUUCUUAGCAGGUAUGAUCUCUGAGACUAUGACGUUCUCUGAGAUUUGGGAAGUCUGGAGGAGGUCUUUUGAGUUUGAUGGACAACACGGACAACCAAUGAGGACUGUUGUGGGCGGGACCUGUUGAAGGAAAGGGGAAAGGUACAUUUCUGAAAAUGGAAUGUAUGCGCUCUUCUUCUCUGCUGUUUCUUCUUCAUGUGUUGCUGACGAGUGGUUCUUCAAAGGAUCUGCCCGCUUCACUUCUCUUAACCACUGACUGCCGGACCGUGUUUCUAACUAACCAGACUGUCCUGUUACCUCUUUUCUGUCAUGGGAACGUAGAAAUAGUUUGACUGAGAUCGAUGGUACAUUGUUCAAUAACACUGUUGUGUUUCUGUGUCUUAUAGGAUUUUUAAAUUAUUUUAUAACGUGGUGUUCUUACAGGAAGGCUGUUGGAAAUGACUGUUAGCUGGUUGCACCUUUGGUUAAGCUACUGUACCACUGUGGAGCCGACCCGUCCAGCCUCGCACCUUUUGUGCAACCGUCCGUCACAUUUAAUUUAAUUUCCAAACCUUUUGACAUGAAGUGAAAAUGUUAAACUUUAGGAGCAAAAUCUAUCUUCAGAGUUAUUUCCAUCAUCCCCGAGAUGUCUCAACUAUUAACACUUCAUUUUAAACCUUUCAGAAAUAUGUUGCUAAAAUUUCAUGCCAUGCAGCCUGAAAUAUUAGCUUGCUAACUAGCUAGCACAAUCAUUUAAGGAACACGUUCAUUUUAAGUGUUUUGUGCAAAUGCUAAUUUGCAAGCUUGGAAGUGAGCUAUCCUGAGAGUGUUGGGGGGCUGAGCUGAUAAUAUGGUUAGCCAUUUAAUUUAUAUUAAAGAGUAAUCAAGUACAACAUUUUGAUCAGAAUGAUUUCAUGUUUGACCGGCACAGAACCAAUAUAAUAAUUGUGAUGAUGGAGUGCUAAAGUUACAAAUGGGGCUCCCUCCAGCCACAGACCACGUGCUAAAAGCUAACAGACCAAUGUAAUGAUAACUUUGCUCCUGCUAAGCUAGUCUGUGUAGUACAGCAAUCUGGUAGAGGCUAAUUUUAGCUUUAGUAGUUUAGUGCCAAUCCGUAUGCUUUAAUGUCAAUAAAUGGAUGCUAACUUACUUCAUAAGCUCAUGCUGUUGUUAGCGCACUAUGCUAAUGCAAUAUUUUGUCAAACCAAGUAUUCCACUGCAAACCACACGCAACAAUUUGUUCAUUCAACACGUACAGCUCCAUUUAGACUUCAAUAGAUGUAUUAAGAAUUAUGGGAGCUGUAGUUCUUGAAUAACAAACUAACAAAAUAAUUGUUUUAUCUUUGUUGAACAGACGUAAGUAAUCAACCCCAUUAUUUAAUAUGUGCACAACGUCCCAUCAUGUUGAAACCUUUGGAAAGACAGAUGACUGAAUAUAAAGAGAUGUUGGCUCGCUGAACACACGCUGGAUAAAAAUUGGUGCUUCAGUUACAGUUUUUACAUUUGAUCCAAACAUAAAGAUAAUCCUGUUAGCUUAUCAGCAAAUGGCCAAAUUGAAGAGAUUGUAGUUUACUGAGAGUUUGGACCAAUAGAACAGAACAUUUAGCUGCUCGAUGUCAGAGUUUCACUCUGUAUCGUAGUGAAUCCUGUUUCUUGCGUUGACAAUUCCCCUGUUGUGUAAUACGUUGCUUUAUACCAAAAAAUGUGAAAUGAUUUACUUCACCGUGGUGCAGUCAUCUCAUCGAUGUGCUGUUGUAAAUUGCUAUCUAGUGAGUGAGUUAUUUUGGUGUAUCAAAGUAAUAAUAACUUUAUUUUUAUACGGUUUUUACAUGUUUUCGAUGUGUUUAGCGGUUAUCAGCCAUUUGUUGACUACAUGAAAGGUACAAACCUCGUCUCUAAACCAUCGACUCUCAUCAGGAGCUGGACUGAAUUCAUUCUUUACUUUGUGGAUUUAUCAGAGCCAGAGAACACACUUCACUGUUUUCACCCUUUCAUUCAUGAAUUCUGAAAUCACAAAGUUAAAUUAUUUGUUUAAAAUCUUAACCAGUGGAAACGUAUGCCCGUAAUGAGUUGUGUAUUGACACCGUGCGUCAGUAGUAUUAAAAGGGAUUCAAGAAUAUCUGUGAAGAUCUUGUUCAUUCUCUGACAAGCAGACGGGGAAAAAACUAAAACAAUAUUUUUAGCCUGAAUAAGACAUUAGGAAUACUCCCUCUCUUAUUUGACAAUUGUUUUCUUGUUUAUCCUCGGUGCAUAACAUUCUCUGGAGUGGAUGUUCAAUCACACAGUAAAAAAAUAGUGAACUCUGAAUAAAGCAUUAAUAGUUUGUGUAACUGGACGGAGCGUUGUUGAUCCACGGCUUCCUGAUAUCUGACAGCUGUGCACCAUGAAUGAACCGGUUAAUGAUGGGAGAGAUAUUUUAAACAUCAGAUAUUAACAGCUCACUGAUUUUUAAAUUCAGAUUGUUUUUACUUUGACACUUGAGUGAAGAAAAUGAUAAAUAAACAUUUUAGUGCUGGUUAACAGAAACAGAAGGUUCAGUCCAGUAUAAAACUCCAUGUUGGGGUGUCGACCUGUUUCAGAGAUCUGAGGUUUCUACAGUGAUGCCAGUGAUGAAGAACAUCAACACAUACGUCUAAUCCGCUCUGUGUAAAUGAGGUCACAUUGUACAGUUCAUGUUAAAGUGCUAUUAAACCCGAUGUGGGCAGUGACAUCACAGAACAUGGACCACAAACACGGAGACUUUGCUGCUAAAACUGGGAGCGUCGGGACCGCUGACGGACAAUAAACGAGAGAAUCUUAGAAGACUCUUCUUUUUCUAUGUACCAAAUUAUUUUGUAUUUAUUCCUCUUCUUGUGAUACAAUCAGGGGACGUUGGACCUGCGUCUCUUCGUCUACACGUCCAACAUGCCUGCUGGGAGCAUCAUCAACACAAUCUUCACUUCAGUCAGUUCAGUAUUUCAAACUCAAAGUGGUUAAACAGUGUCACAUGUUUCAGGUUGUUGGUGACGUUUGAACUGACGGAGCAGAGAGUGAGUUGAACCCGGCCUCCGUACCUACUGCAGCAGCGGCCUCAGGAUUAUGGUGGUGCGAGCUCCGUCUGAGGAUCUGCAGGACGAUCAAAAUGCUGAAAUGUAAAUCUCACAGUUACCUCUGCUGCCUGUGGCUCGGCUCUCUGCUGCUGCUCCCGGUUCUGAGCAGCGCCGCGCCCACAGAGAAUCAGUCCAUCUCAUGUAGCAUCUCAGUGUCUGAGCCAGCAUCUGGUCUGGACUCCAUAUCACUGACCGUUAACACACCUGGACACGACUGCUCCUUCACACUGACGGCUCUGGACGCCGGAGGAGACGGCGCCGAGUGUAGAAGAAGAAGAAGAGGAGACGAGGAGAUGGAGACUAAUGAGAUCGGAGGAAGGGAGCAAGGAGAGGAGCGGGAGGAGGCGAAGGUGGAGACAGGAGGAAACUAUCUGGGGACCAACCAGCUAGGAGUCGAGGACGGAGGGAACAAGGAGGGAGGAGACGUUUUCACCUGCGUGUUGGAUCAGCUGGAACCUGGAACCUGGUACCAGCUGCAGGUCCAGUCCCAGAGAGACGAGGAGACGGCGAACAUCACCGUCAACACCAAGCCGUCGGCGGUCAGCGGCCUGGCUGUGACCUCCAGGACCAGCACCAGCCUGGGUCUUUCCUGGCAGGCCGGCCCGGGCAGGACGCAGCGGUUCAGGCUGCAGCUGUGGGAUCGUUCAGAUCUGCUGGUCAACACGACGUUAGAGAGCACGGCAACACAACACAAACUCACCGACCUGUCGCCAGGACGACUGUACAACGUUACCGUGGUGACGGAGGCUGGCGGGCUGCAGAACAGUGAGACGAUCCAGGCUCGAACAGUUCCGGCGGCCGUCUCAAACGUCACCGCCGACUACAACAGCACAUGUCUGUCAUUGUCAUGGCAACAGCCAGAAGGCGACCUGGACUCGCUGGUCGUCACCAUCUCGGCCAAUGACACGAGCCGCCGUGAGACGACACUUCCUCCAAACGCCACAGAGGUCACCAUUGAUCAGCUGGCUCCCGGCUCAGCCUAUCAGGUCGUGGUGACGUCCAGGAGCGGCAAGCUGACCAACCAAUCAGAAGUCACCGUCAGGACAGCUCCGGCGGCGGCGUCCCUCCUCUCGCUGUCCUCUUCCUCCUCCGCAGGACUCUUCCUCUCCUGGACGCCUCCCGCAGGCCUCUGGGAGAGUUACAGGCUGUUUCUGUUCGACGGCUCACAGCAGUUAGUCAACACCACUCUGGACCGAGCGGCAGUGAACUACAGCUUCCCUGGGACGAGACUAACUCCUGGGAGGCUGUACAGAGCUGUGCUGAGGGUGGAGAGUGGAGGACUGACGGCUGAGAGCAGCUGUGACGGAGCAACAGCUCCGGCUCCGGUGUCGGACCUCCACAUUCGACACUCAGACGAGACGUCGCUCAGCGCCAUGUGGAGCCACGCCCCCUCUGGGUCACGUGACGACUACUUCCUAACCAUCCGCCACGGUAACGUCACCGUGGACACCAGGAAGGUGGAGUCGAACAUGAGGGAGUGCACCUUCAACGUGCUCACACCUGGGAGGCUUUACACCAUCACCGUGACGACCAGGAGCUGGAGUCUGAACGCCUCCGUGUCAGUGGAGGGGAGGACAGUUCCCAUGGCGCUGCGCACCAUCACUCUGAGGAGCUCUGGCGUCCGCAGCCUCCAGGCAUCAUGGGAAAAACCACCAGGAGACGUGGACUCGUACACGCUGACCCUGCUGCAGGACAGUGUCGUUGUUCAGAACCUCAGUGUUCCAGUUGGUUCUUCUUCUCUGGUUCUGUCUGGUUUGACUCCCGGCGCCCUCUACAGGCUGCAGGCCGCCACCGUCAGCGGGAGGCUGCAGUCGAAGUCCACCAGUCUGGACGGACGCACCGCCCCGGCGACGGUCACCGAGGUAACCGUUUCCAACAGCGGCAGGUCGGACGCUCUGCACGUGUCAUGGCGCCCGGCGGUGGGCGUGGUGGACAGCUACCUGGUCCGUCUUCAGGACGGGAGUCGAACCGUCCACACUCUGGCCGUGUCUCGGUCCUCGCCGCCCGAGUGCUCCUUCAGCUCGGUGGUCGCCGGGCGACUGUACUCGGUCGUCAUAGUGACGCGGAGCGGCAGCCUGGAGAACGCCACGACGCUUCACACGCGAACACAACCGGCGACGGUGCAGAACCCGGACGCUGUUCACACGGCAAGAGACGACUUCCUCAAGGUUUCCUGGCGUCACGCAGCCGGAGAUCUGGACCGUUACGUGGUUCUGAUCCGGUACAACAACAGCGUCCUGCAGAACAAGAGCGUCUCCGCCGGACACAACGAGUGCGACUUCUCGUCGCUGACGCCGGGGAGGCUCUACACCGUCACCGUGGAAACCUGGAGCGGAGACCUGGUCAGCAGCGUCUCCACCCACGGAAGCACCUUUCCAGCUGCUGUUGGGAAUCUGAGGCUUGACAGCGCAGGAACAGGUGAUCUGACCGUCACCUGGAGCCCCGCCCCCGGAGACGUGGAUCACUAUGUGGUCACUCUGCUUUUCAACGACACUCGAGUUUUCCCUCCGGAGACGUUGAGCAGCGAGGCGCGACGUUACCGGCUGACCUCUCUGACCCCGGGCCGGCUUUAUAAGAUCGUGGUGUCGACGUUCAGCGGAAAGAACCAGAAAGCUCAGUUCACCGAGGGACGGACAGUUCCCAGUGCAGUCGGGAACCUCCACCUGGUUCCUCGGCCGGGCCGGACGGACACUGUCGGUGGGCUGUUGGUCUCCUGGACGCCUGGAGAAGGAGACAUGGACAUGUACAUCAUCUCCUUGUCCACCACGGACGGCGCCGUCAUCGAGACUCGUCCUGUCCCCAAACACGUCUCUUCCCUGGACUUCGUGAACCUGGUCCCGGGCCACGCCUACACCGUCACCAUCCAAACGCUGAGUGGGAAACUGAACAACAGCAACGCAGCCACAGGCAGGACCGCUCCGGCCAGAGUCACAGCCCUGCAGGCGGAUAACGACCACACCACCCACAGUCUCACCGUCAGCUGGGAGAGGCCGGUGGGCGUGUACGACGGCUACAGCCUGCAGCUAUUGGACGAGGCCGGCGCCUUGGUGGCCAAUCGGUCGGUUUCUGUGGGGAGUCGAAGCGAGCGCCUGGAGGGCCUGACAUCAGGGAAGUGGUACCGCGUGAGGGUGGUGACGCUCAGCGGCGGCGUCCCGUCAGUGGAGGUCACAGCAGAAGGACAGACACGUCCGGCUGCAGUCAGUAAUCUGACCGUCACUUCAGCCAACACCUCCUCUCUCUCCUUCUCCUGGCGACCCUCGGACGGCCACGUCGACAUCUACGACCUGUCGCUCUACAGCGUCGCCGAGGCAACAGCCAAUCACAGACAGGACGCUGCAGGGAGCAGGAAGGAGCAUCACCAGACUGUAGGUGAGCUGGUGGACCUGCAGAAAGUCGGUCCGGCUGCAGACAGAUGUGUGUUCUCCGGCCUGAGAGCAGGAAGUCUGUACAGGCUGCAGGUGGUGAGCUGGAGCCGAGGCAUGAGCAGCGACUCGUCUGUUCUGUCCAGAACCGUCCCGUCUUCAGUUUCGUCUCUUCAGGUCCACAGUUCAGGCCGGACGGACAGACUGACGGUCAGCUGGCAGCACGGAGAGGGAAGCUGGAGCAGCUAUCAGGUGUUGCUGUACGACGUCUCUGGAAACACUCUGGGAGCGCAGACGCUCGGGGCGGAACACACGAGUCACAUGUUCACAGGGCUGACUCCUGGUAGGCUGUACCGCGCUGAGGUCAUCACACACAGCGGAGAACUGGCCAAUAACGUGUCGGCGUUCGGACGGACUGCUCCAGAGCCGCCCACCCACCUGUCCGUCAAACAGGGCCCGACCAAUGACACGAUAGAGCUGUCGUGGUGGCGUCCCGCCUCCGGGGACUACGACAACUUCAGCCUGCAGUGGACUCCUCCAGACCGCCUGUCCGUCACACAGAUGGACCUGACCAGCCGCAUCCUGGGGGGGAUGUUCCCGGGGCGAGUGUACAACUUCACCUUGGUGACCAUCAGUGGGGGCGGAGCCAGGGGCGGGCCUACAGUCAUGAGCCAGCCAAUCCAGAGGAACGUCAGGACAAGUCCGUCUCCUCUGAGGUCCAUUCACUGCUUCCCCCUCUCGUCCUCCUCCCUCUCCUGCUCCUGGUCGCCUCCCCUCUCCGACUACGACUCCUACGAGGUCGAGUGCCGACGCCACGACGACGGGGAGCUGACCUCGGCGCUGAGGCUGGCGGGAGGCGUCACCGCGGUGACGCUGGACCACCUGGAGGCGUACAGGAAGUACUCUGUGACGGUCAGAGUGUCGUCAGCCGGACAGACGAGUCCACCGGCGACACACACAACGGUCACCAUGAUAGACCGUCCUCCGGUGCCGCCGCCCAGCGUACGUGUCAGUGAGAGGUCAUCGAAGGUCACGCCGUCCUCCAUCUUGUUCCGCUUCAACUGCUCCUGGUUCAGCGACGCCAACGGAGCCAUCAGAUAUUUCACCGUGGUCGUCGCUGAGUCUGACGCCAAUGAGGUGCUGCAGCCGGAGCAGCGCCACCCUCUGCCCUCCUACCGCGACUACAUCAACAACUCGUCCAUCAGAGCGUAUCAGACCGCCUACUUCGCCAGCCGCUGUCCACAGGACGCCGACACCUCUGCCGGACAGGUGGUGGAGGUGAACCUGGGGGCAGGAGGGGAUAGGCUGGGCGGUACCUGCGAUCGGUACCAUGACGACGACCUCUACCUGAGUGACAGCUACGGAGGCUUCUGUGACGGGCCGCUGAAGGCCAAGACCUCCUACAGGCUGAGUGUUCGAGCUUUCACCAGACUGUUUGAUGAAAACCAUCGAGAGUUUCCUCAGCCGCUCUUCACAGACACGUACCUGUCCUCUCCACUCAGGACGCACACAGAGCCUCUCGGAGGCGUCGUGGAGGGUUUGAGUGCCGGGAUGUUCCUGAUCGGGAUGAUGGUGGCCGUCGUCUCUCUGCUGGUCUACAGACAGAGGUUACGCAAAGUGGCUGUGCAGGAGAACCCGGUGGUGAGGAUGAGUAUGUGGAAAGAAGUCCCAGCUUCAGGAUUAUAUAUGGGUGUCAGGAGCAACCGUCGGGUCACCAGUCCCAUCAAAUCCUGCCACUUCGAGUCGCACCUGACCAAACUGCAGGCCGACUCCAACUACCUGCUGUCUGAGGAGUUCGAGGAUCUGAAGGAUGUCGGCCGAAACCAGACGAUGGACGUCGCCCGCCUGCCGGAGAACCGAGGAAAGAACCGCUACAACAACAUCCUGCCAUACGACUCCACCAGACUGAAGCUGUCGUACCUGGAGGACGACCCGUGCUCCGACUACAUCAACGCCAGCUACAUACCUGGCAACAACUUCCGCAGGGAGUACAUCGCCACCCAGGGCCCGCUGCCCGGCACCAAGGACGAUUUCUGGCGGAUGGUGUGGGAGCACGGCGUCUACAACGUCGUCAUGGUGACACAGUGCGUGGAGAAGGGACGGGUGAAGUGUGAUCAGUACUGGCCUGCAGACCGGGAGCCGCUGUACUACGGUGACCUGGUCAUCCAGAUGCUGUCGGAGUCCGUCCUGCCUGAGUGGACCAUCAGAGAGUUCAAGAUCACCUCGGAGAGCAACGUCAGUUACCCUCGGGUGCUGCGUCACUUCCACUACACUGUGUGGCCCGAUCACGGAGUCCCAGAGAGCACCCAGUCCCUGAUCCAGUUUGUCAGGACGGUCCGGGACUACAUAGACCGAUCGCCGAGCACCGGAGCCACCGUCGUGCACUGCAGUGCUGGUGUCGGCCGUACAGGGACGUUCAUCGCCUUGGAUCGGGUUCUGCAGCAGCUGGACUCUAAAGGAACCAUCGACCUGUACGGCUGUGUGUUUGACCUCCGCCUGCACCGUCAACACAUGGUCCAGACUGAGUGUCAGUAUGCCUUCCUGCACCAGUGUGUGCGUGACGUCCUGAGAGCCAGGAAACAUCGCAGCGAGCAGGAGAACCCGCUCUACCCCAUCUACGAGAACUUUAACCCCGAGUACUGCCGCGACUUCAUCUACACUGGACGCUAAACAGACGAGAUCCGUCUGACCGAGAGGAGAAACUCGUCUACGUUAGCUCCGUCUCCAGAUUAAAUCUACGCAGAAAUACAACUGACUGAGAGACAACAACAAAAACAAAUCUCACUCAGUCAGUUCACGUCACGUCAGCAUAUCAGUGUUUUGAGUUUAUGGAAGUCCAACGCCGACAAUCCUACAGGAAGUGAACUGAAGGUUUCCCUCAAAGUUUAAAACGUCCCACAAAAUUCGGAGUUGAAGAAAAUGUUUGACGUCAUGAGCAUGAUUUAAAGUCCCGUUAACGUGGUUUCUGUUGUGAAGGGAAACGCGGGUUGAUCUCAGGUCGUUUGUGGUUUUAAAGGCGUGUUAGCUAACAGUGUUAGCAUGUCAGCUAUCUGACCACAGGGAGGAAAAGCCAUUUAUGUUUCUAUCAUUACUGUUCUCACUCUGCUCCAUAUAAGCUGUUUAUUUAAAGACUUACACAUAUUGCUGUAUGUAAAUAUUGAUGUAAUACUCUUGUUUUUAUAUGACAAUGAAUAUUUACUGUAUGUCAGUUAUUUUUUAAUCGUAUGCCUCAUUUAUAAAACACUUGAUUUAAGUAGCUGUGAGCUAUGCUAACCUGCUGGAUUCAGACUUUAAUUUACAUUUUAUUGUUUAUUUCUAAUAAAACAAACACGAACACUCAUGAACGUUCUCAACUUAAAACAUAAAUCAUUAUUUUAAAAUGCAUCAUAAACAACUGGAGUUCAGUGACAAUAUUAGAGACAUUUGUGGCAUUUUUUAAAACGUCUUAACAAAAUAAAUCAGUUUCUGUUUGACUCAACUGCUGGAGGAUUUUCAGGGUUUUUAAAUGAUUUCUGCUGAUAAAAGACGCGUGUGGAUCAAUACUGAGGACAUAAUGAUUAUUGGUUAUUAAUCACUAAAAAGGAACGCAGGGCUGGAAAACUAUUCAGUGAUAUUGAUCUUCUUAAAUUGGUUUUUAAAAGGUUUUUUUUUUCUUGAUGCAAUAAAAAGUCCAAGCUUGAUUAUCGUGUGUGAUUUAACAUGUCUGUCAUAUUGUGACAUUUAUUCAUAUCAGAAAUAUAAUUUGUGGAUAUUUUAUCGCCCCUCAGAGAAUGUAAAGCACUUUUUUAUAACAUGCUGUCAGAUCACUGUAAACUCAUUAAGUGCCAAUUAAAAAUAACUGCCAACCUUUGUGUGCA